Manis javanica (Malayan pangolin) is the source of this 989-nucleotide messenger RNA. It is a transcript of the gene COPZ2, whose product is annotated as COPI coat complex subunit zeta 2. Lineage: Eukaryota; Metazoa; Chordata; Mammalia; Pholidota; Manidae. Gene Ontology annotation, biological process: retrograde vesicle-mediated transport, Golgi to endoplasmic reticulum; intra-Golgi vesicle-mediated transport; intracellular protein transport. The record is from RefSeq and is a predicted model, not a curated record. Gene Ontology annotation, cellular component: COPI vesicle coat.
GGGCGGCGCUGUCAGCGCGCGGCGGCGGGCGGAAUGCAGCGGCCGGAGGCCUGGCCACGUCCGCACCCGGGGGAGGGGGCCGCGGCGGCCCCCGCCGGGGGCCCGGCGGGACUGCGGUUGCAGGAACCUUCCCUCUACACGGUCAAGGCUGUUUUCAUCCUAGAUAAUGAUGGACACCGCCUGCUGGCCAAGUAUUAUGAUGACACAUUCCCCUCCAUGAAGGAGCAGAUGGCCUUCGAGAAAAAUGUCUUCAGCAAGACCAGCCAAACGGACAGUGAGAUUGCAUUUUUGGGGGGCAUGACCGUCGUCUACAAGAGCAGCAUUGACCUGUUCCUGUACGUGGUGGGCUCAUCCCACGAGAAUGAGCUGAUGCUCAUGUCUGUUCUCACCUGCCUGUUUGCAUCCCUGAACCACGUGUUAAGGAAGAACGUGGAGAAGCGCUGGUUGCUGGAGAACAUGGACGGAGCCUUCCUGGUACUGGACGAGAUUGUGGAUGGCGGCGUGAUUCUGGAAAGUGACCCUGAGCAAGUGAUCCAGAAAGUGAAUUUUAGGGCAGAUGACAGCAGUUUGACUGAACAGAGUGUGGCCCAGGUCUCUGCCCAGACUAAUCCUGCUUUUAUGGAGCUUCCUGCCCAGGCACUAACUACCUCCUGCCGUGGUGGCCAGGCCAAGGUUCUUCAGUCUGCCAAGGAACAAAUUAAAUGGUCGUUACUGAAAUGAAGGCUGUGCAUUCAAGGUUCCCUGCCCCCAGGCCAUUUCCCCAAAGUGCAAAGACCCCAGGGGACAGAAGGGACCCCUCUGUAUCCCCAGGUUCUCCCAGAACCGACUGCUGAGGUCUGUGGCCAAGGACUUGAUAUGCAAAAGUUUGGCUUCAGGAGUGAGUCACCCUUUCUCACUGCCCUGGCCUGCCCUUGGGUCAUGAGAACCAGCUGAGCUGCCUUAAUUCAUCCCUGGCCCCAGACCCUUAAUAAACCUGCUUUUGUCUCUUG